AUGCUGCCCACGCCCUCGACAUCGCACGUUUGUUUCGAUCGCGUCUACGAACCGGCUGAAGACUCAUACUUGCUGCUCGAUACAAUUUCAUCCGCAUCAGAAACCACAUAUCUGAAGGAUCGAUUUGGUGAUGCAUCCUCAACCCCGCCGCUGGUACUCGAAGGAUCAGGAGUUGUACUAGCAUUUGUUGCUGCGAAUGCGCAAACUAUUUUUGGUCGACAUGAUGCACUGACGCUUGGAGUUGAUAUCAACAGCUUCGCUUGCAACGCUGCUGCACACACUGUUCAAAAUGCAAUUCAAGAAAGAGAAAAGGAACGCUCGGUUUUUAUGGAUAUUGUGAAUGGCGAUUUGGCAAAUGCGAUUCGUCCAGGUACUGUCGAUGUUUUCAUCUUCAACCCGCCAUACGUACCAGCUGAGCUGCCUGACCUGUCGAGUCACGAGAAGUACAAUGUGAUCCCAGAGGGGAAGAAAGCUACCUCAUUCGAGCAAGAUUCGUAUCUUUUGGAGCUAUCCUACGCCGGAGGUGAAGAUGGCAUGGUGGUAACAAACAGGAUGCUCGAGCAGAUUCCGAAUAUACUGAGUGUGGAUAGAGGAGUUGCCUACCUACUGCUGUGUGCACAAAACAAGCCCGAAGUAGUCAAGCAGCGGAUAAGAGAAUGGGGCGCAGGAUGGAUGGCAGAGACUGUAGGAUCGAGCGGCAAGAAAGCAGGCUGGGAGAAGUUGGUGGUUGUGAGGAUAUGGCGCGAAGCGCGCUAA
Molecule: messenger RNA, 756 nt
Organism: Bipolaris victoriae FI3
Lineage: Eukaryota; Fungi; Ascomycota; Dothideomycetes; Pleosporales; Pleosporaceae
Exons: 2
Coding region: 1-756 (251 amino acids)
Cellular component (GO): eRF1 methyltransferase complex
Molecular function (GO): protein methyltransferase activity; S-adenosylmethionine-dependent methyltransferase activity
Source: RefSeq, a predicted model, not a curated record